Messenger RNA from Hyla sarda, 714 nucleotides. RefSeq names its product ubiquitously expressed prefoldin like chaperone (gene UXT). The record is from RefSeq and is a predicted model, not a curated record. Bases 122 to 553 code for a protein of 143 amino acids. Gene Ontology annotation, molecular function: transcription corepressor activity. Gene Ontology annotation, biological process: negative regulation of transcription by RNA polymerase II. The transcript is spliced from 6 exons. NCBI's taxonomy places the organism in Eukaryota, Metazoa, Chordata, Amphibia, Anura, Hylidae.
CCUCCAGGAACAAUCAUGGCGGCAGCGGUGCCCAGUACGUCAUUACUAGUCAUGUGACUGGAGGAGCGCUCCGUGACGUCAGAGCCUGCGCGGUGUUGGCCGCCUCGGGGCAGCUCCCGGGAUGGAGGAGAAAGUCCUGAGAUACGAGACGUUCAUUACGGACACUCUGCAGAAAGAUCUGAGGAGAGUGCUGGAGAAUCGUGACAGUGUGUAUGAGAAGAUCAGUCAGUACCUGCAGCUGAAGAACGUCAUUGAGAAGCUGCAGGAGUUGGAGUCGGGGCCCCUCCAGACACAGGUCGACUUGGGCUGUAAUUUCUACGUAAACGCUGAAGUCCCAGAUGCCUCCAAAAUCUUUGUGGCGUUAGGAUUUGGAUUUUUUGCUGAGCUGACUCUGGAUGAAGCCCUCAGGUUUAUCGAGAAAAAGAACAAAAUGCUGACAGAAAUUAGUGAAAAUCUUACCAAAGACGCUGCCAAUAUAAAAGCCCAUAUCAGACUGGUUCUAGAGGGUCUUCGGGAAUUACAGAAUCUGCCCAGUGAGCCUCUGGAGAAGUGAUAGUAGACGGAGGAGACUGCGGCAUCUAUAAGGAAAGAGGCAGAGACGUGUGUGAGGACAGGACCGGCGCAGGUCAGGUGCUUGUGCCUGCAUCCACAUCAGAGCGCAGCAAUAAGGAUUAUUGGAAAAUUAUUGUGAAAUAAACUUCUGUUCUGUGCAGA